AUGAAUAUAAAUGAUGGAGGAAGACGACGCUUUGAGGAUAAUGAACAUACAUUACGCAUAUAUCCUGGGACAAUUUCAGAAGGGACAAUCUACUGUCCGAUUCCUGCCAGAAAAAACUCCACGGCUGCUGAGGUGAUUGACUCACUUAUAAACAAGCUUCAUCUUGACAAAACAAAAUGUUAUGUUCUAGCAGAGGUAAAAGAAUUUGGUGGAGAAGAAUGGAUACUCAAUCCAACAGACUGUCCAGUUCAGCGAAUGAUGUUAUGGCCCCGCAUGGCUCUGGAAAAUCGCCUGAGUGGAGAGGACUACCGUUUUCUUCUAAGAGAAAAAAACCUCGAUGGAUCAAUUCAUUAUGGUAGUCUUCAGUCAUGGCUACGGGUAACAGAAGAACGUCGCAGGAUGAUGGAACGGGGUUUUCUUCCACAGCCUCAACAGAAGGACUUUGACGAUUUAUGUAGCUUACCUGAUUUGAAUGAGAAAACUCUCUUAGAAAACCUACGAAAUCGCUUUAAGCAUGAAAAAAUUUAUACCUAUGUUGGCAGUAUUCUAAUAGCUAUUAACCCAUUCAAAUUUCUUCCUAUUUAUAACCCCAAAUAUGUCAAAAUGUAUGAUAACCAUCAAUUGGGAAAACUUGAGCCUCACAUUUAUGCUGUGGCUGAUGUAGCUUAUCAUGCCAUGCUUCAGCGCAAAAAGAAUCAGUGCAUCGUUAUUUCAGGAGAGAGCGGUUCUGGAAAGACACAAAGCACGAACUUUCUUAUUCAUCACCUUACUGCCCUCAGUCAGAAAGGAUUUGCCAGUGGAGUGGAACAAAUUAUUCUUGGCGCUGGACCAGUACUUGAGGCCUUUGGAAAUGCAAAGACAGCUCAUAAUAACAAUUCAAGUCGUUUUGGCAAGUUUAUUCAAGUAAAUUACCAAGAAACAGGCACUGUACUUGGUGCCUAUGUUGAAAAGUAUCUACUGGAGAAGUCUAGACUCGUUUAUCAAGAGCAUAAUGAACGGAACUAUCAUGUAUUCUAUUACCUUCUGGCAGGAGCAAGUGAAGAAGAGAGAUUAGCAUUCCAUCUUAAACAACCAGAAGAAUAUCAUUAUCUCAAUCAGAUAACAAAGAAACCCCUCAGACAGAGCUGGGAUGAUUAUUGCUUUGACUCUGAGCCGGACUGCUUCACCGUAGAGGGGGAAGAUUUGAGGCAUGACUUUGAACGCUUACAACUAGCCAUGGAAAUGGUAGGAUUUCUUCCCAAGACUCGAAGACAGAUUUUCUCUCUCCUCUCAGCAAUACUACAUUUGGGUAAUAUCUGUUAUAAAAAGAAGACAUACCGGGAUGACUCCAUAGAUAUCUGUAAUCCUGAAGUUCUGCCUGUUGUCUCCGAGUUAUUAGAAGUUAAAGAAGAGAUGCUGUUCGAGGCACUAGUUACAAGGAAGACUGUGACAGUGGGAGAAAAGCUUAUUUUACCAUACAAACUGGCAGAGGCUGUGACAGUGAGGAACUCUAUGGCUAAGUCUUUAUAUAGUGCCCUGUUUGACUGGAUCGUUUUUCGGAUUAAUCAUGCACUUAUGAAUAGUAAAGAUUUGGAACAAAAUGCCAAGACUUUGUCCAUUGGUGUUCUUGAUAUUUUUGGGUUUGAAGAUUAUGAAAAUAACAGCUUUGAACAAUUCUGUAUUAAUUUUGCUAAUGAACGUUUACAACACUACUUUAAUCAGCAUAUCUUUAAAUUGGAGCAAGAGGAAUAUAGAACUGAAGGUAUCAGCUGGCACAAUAUAGACUAUAUUGAUAAUACCUGUUGCAUAAAUCUUAUUAGCAAGAAACCAACAGGCCUGCUCCAUCUUUUGGAUGAAGAAAGCAACUUUCCACAGGCUACAAAUCAAACACUGCUGGACAAGUUUAAGCACCAACAUGAAGAGAAUUCUUACAUUGAAUUUCCAGCUGUGAUGGAGCCUGCUUUCAUCAUAAAGCAUUAUGCCGGGAAAGUAAAAUAUGGGGUAAAGGAUUUCCGGGAAAAAAAUACAGAUCAUAUGCGCCCUGACAUUGUAGCUCUUCUGAGAAGUAGCAAGAAUGCAUUUAUCUCUGGGAUGAUUGGAAUUGAUCCCGUAGCUGUUUUCCGAUGGUCAGUUCUCCGAGCUUUUUUUAGAGCCAUGGUUGCUUUCAGGGAAGCUGGGAAAAGACACAUUCAGAGAAAAACUGGACAUGAUGAUACAGCGCCAUGUGCAGUUUUGAAAAGUAUGGAUAGUAUUAGCUUUCUUCAACACCCAGUCCACCAGAGGAGCUUAGAGAUUCUGCAGAGGUGCAAGGAAGAGAAGUACAGUAUAACUCGGAAAAACCCCAGAACACCUCUUUCUGAUCUCCAGGGCAUGAAUACCCUAAAUGAAAAAAACCAACAUGAAACAUUUGAUUUUGCCUGGAAUGGCAGAACUGGGAUUCGCCAGAGUAAACUAUCAAGUAACACCUCCUUGCUUGAUAAAGAUGGGAUAUUCGCUAAUUCAGCUAGCAGCAAACUCUUGGAGAGAGCCCAUGGGAUUCUCACGAGAAACAAAAAUUUCAAAUCCAAACCUGGGCUUCCAAAGCAUUUGCUAGAAGUAAAGUCUUUAAAGCAUCUGACAAGAUUGACCCUGCAGGAUCGCAUUACCAAGUCUCUUCUUCAUUUGCACAAGAAGAAGAAACCUCCCAGCAUCAGUGCCCAGUUUCAGGCCUCAUUAAGCAAGCUGAUGGAAACACUUGGUCAAGCAGAACCUUAUUUUGUAAAAUGCAUUCGCUCUAAUGCUGAAAAGUUACCAUUAAGGUUCAGUGAUGCCUUGGUGCUUAGACAGCUUCGGUACACUGGGAUGCUGGAGACAGUUCGAAUUCGCCAAUCAGGAUACAGUUGCAAAUAUUCUUUCCAGGAUUUUGUGAGCCAUUUCCAUGUACUUCUUCCCCGAAAUAUUAUUCCAUCCAAAUUUAACAUUCAGGAUUUCUUCAGGAAAAUAAAUCUUAAUCCAGAUAAUUAUCAAGUUGGAAAAUCCAUGGUGUUCCUAAAGGAGCAGGAACGACAACACCUACAGGAUCUGCUUCACCAGGAGGUGCUCCGCAGAAUCAUAUUGCUGCAACGAUGGUUCAGGGUCUUGCUGUGUAGGCAGCAUUUCCUCCAUCUGAGACAGGCGUCUGUUGUCAUCCAGCAAUUCUGGAGGAAUUACGUACAUCAGAAGCAAGCCAGAGCUGCAGCUGUGCAGAAAGAUGCUUUACUUCUGGCAAGUGCAGCCACUCUCCUGCAGGCCUCCUGGCGUGCUCACUUACAGAGGCAGCGGUAUUUGGAGCUGCGGACUGCCGCCAUUGUCAUCCAGCAGAGAUGGAGGAAGCGCUGUAGGCGGAGACACUUGGCCGCUGUCUGUAUACAGGCAAGAUGGAAAGGCUACAGGGAAAGUAAGAAGUAUCAAGAACAAAGGAACAAAAUUAUCCUUUUGCAGUCACUGUAUAGAGGAUUCAGAGCAAGACAAAGAUUUAAAUCUCUGAAAGAACAAAAAGUAAAAGAAGCAAAACUAGAACUUGGAUUGGCAAGUAUCAAGCCAUAUGGGACUCUGGAAAUUCAUGGUUCAGACCCUUCAAAAUGGGAGGAUUGUUCAUUUGACAGCAGAGUAAAAGCCAUUGAGGAAUGUAAAUCUGUGAUAGAGAGUAAUCGAAUUAGUCAUGAAAGUUCAAUGGACUGCUUGAAUGAGUCCCCAAACAAGCGACAGGAGAGAGCCAGAAGUCAAAGUGGUGUGGACUUGCAGGAAAAUGUGAUUGUAAGAGAGAGACCCAAGUCCUUGGAAGAUCUCCACCAGAAAAAAGUGAGUCGGGCCAAAAGAGAAAGUCGGAGAAUGAGAGAACUAGAGCAAGCUAUAUUUAGCUUAGAAUUGCUGAAAGUCCGUUCUCUCGGUGGUGUGUCUCCUUCAGAAGAGCGUAGAUGGUCUACGGAACUGAUGCCUGAGGGCCUUCAGUCUUUGCAGGGUACACCUGAUAGUGAAAGCUCGCACGGAAGCUUGGAACUUCUGAGCUGUGAGGAGAGCCAAAAGAGCAAACCAGAGCCCAUAAUUACAGAUGAAAGAGACUUGCCAUUUGUACCACCUGAGGUAUCUUGCAGUCCAGAUUUUGAGCCACAGGACUAUCCUGUCAGUGCUGCAAGUGAGACUAACUAUACAUUGACUCAAAGGGGGCCACCCUCUGACUCAGUGCAUUUAAAGAAUGGGGCUAUGAAGGAAAAGCUGGUUUGCAGUUCUGAAUCUAUUACCUGUAAACCACAGCUGAGAGACCCUUUUGUUUCAAAUAGUUUGCCUACAUUUUUUUAUAUUCCCCAUCAAGACCCACUGAAAAUGAGCUCCCAACUAGACACAAGUGUCCAGAGAAGCAAACUAUUAGAAAGUGAAGAAACGCUUCCACCUCUUACUUUGGAUAUCAGCAGGGAAGCCGGAAAGUACCACCUCCCAGGAGAAAAUCAGGUUGUUGCUUCUUUGAAUACAGAUUCUUCAAAUACCGUGCUUAAGAAAUUAGAAAAGUUGAACACUGAGAAGGAAGAAAGGCAAAAGCAAUUGCAGCAACAGAAUGAGAAAGAGAUGAUGAAACAGAUUCGCCGACAAAAAGAUAUUUUAGAAAAGGAGCGUAAAGCCUUCAAGACAAUUGAAAAGCCAAGAACUAGGGAGAGUUUUCUGGUACCAUCUUUCCAUCAGUCAAAGCAGAGAAUAGAGAGACCAUCCUCUCUUCUCAUCCUGAAAACCCCAAAUAAGGAUGAAGAAUCCAGUAUGGUUGGGACUCUGUCAGUAACUAUAAAAGAUUCUGUUCUUGCCCCAAAAGACAGUCCCUCAACUCACUUACCCUUAAAGGACCGACCUGUCACUCUGUUCUUUGAAAGAAAAGGAGGCCCAGGCCAAUCUCACACUGUCAAGGAAUUAUCCAAGACAGACAGAAUGUCCACCCAACUGAAUGUUGCCUAUAAACACUCUCAUAGUCGCAUUUCAAAGAGAGAACACCUGAGGCCGGCUCAGCCUUGUAGCCACAAAUCUGAUGACCCUUUCAGAGACGGAGCUACUAAGGCCAUUUUUUUCACACCAAAGGAAAAUAUGAGUAGUUCCCUUGUCACCAUGGAAGCCUUGAACAGUGGAAAUCCUCAACUCCAGAAACAAGAUGAACCAACUUGGAAACCUGUAAAGUUAACUGGGCCGGGCCAAGGAGAGGUUGCCAGACCGGCCCAUAAAAAGAAAGCUCGAAUGGCGCGGACGCGCUCCGAUUUCUUGACUAGAGGUACUUUUGCCGAUGGGGAGGGGGAUACAGAGGAAGAUGAUUACGAUGACAUUAUUGAGCCCCUUCUCUCCCCUGACCAAGCUUCUCACUCUGAGCUAGGGCCUGCACCCAGCCUGGGUCAGGCCUCUCACAGUGACUCCGAAAUGACUUCACAGCGGUUUUCUUCAGUUGAUGAAGAAGCAAAGCUUCAUAAGACCAUGUCUCAAGGAGAGAUUACGAAGUUGGCAGUGAGACAGAAGGCUUCAGAUUCAGAUAUAAGACCUCAGAGAGCUAAGAUGAGAUUCUGGGCCAAAGGGAAACAAGGGGAGAAGAAGACUACCAGAGGGAAACCUGAUACCCACUCAGAGGUUUCAGCACUCUUCGCUGGCUCAGAUAUGAUUCCAGCUCAUCAGUUUCCAGAUGAAUUAUCUCAUAAUCACCCAACACCUCCUUUGAGUCCGGAAUUGCCUGGGAGUUGCCGAAAGGAAUUCAAAGAGAACAAAGAGCCUUCUCCAAAGGCAAGGCGCAGGCGAAGUGUGAAGAUCAGCAGUGUGGCUUUGGAGUCUAUGCACUGGCAAAAUGACUCUGUCCAGAUUAUAGCAAGUGCUAGUGAUUUAAAAAGCAUGGAUGAAUUUCUUCUGAAAAAGAUGAAUGACCUAGAUAAUGAAGACAGCAAGAAAGACACACUAGUGGAUGUUGUAUUCAAGAAAGCCCUGAAAGAAUUUCGGCAGAAUAUCUUCAGCUUUUAUUCGUCUGCAUUGGCGGUAGAUGAUGGGAAAAGCAUACGAUAUAAAGACCUCUACGCACUAUUUGAACAGAUUUUGGAAAAGACCAUGAGACUUGAGCAGCGAGAUUGGAGUGAGUCUCCAGUCAGAGUUUGGGUUAACACUUUUAAAGUGUUUUUAGAUGAAUAUAUGAAUGAAUUCAAGACUUUGGAAUAUAUACCCACAAAGGUGCCAAAAACAGAGAGAAAGAAAAGAAGGAAAAAAGAAUCUGAUUUAGUAGAAGAGCACAAUGGUCACAUCUUUAAGGCCACCCAGUAUAGCAUCCCUACCUACUGUGAAUACUGUUCUUCUUUGAUAUGGAUAAUGGACCGAGCCUCUGUUUGCAAAUUGUGCAAGUAUGCUUGUCAUAAGAAGUGCUGUCUGAAAACCACAGCCAAGUGUUCUAAAAAGUAUGAUCCAGAGCUGUCCUCUCGACAAUUUGGGGUUGAAUUAUCCCGUUUGACCAGUGAAGACCGAACUGUUCCUUUGGUGGUGGAAAAGCUCAUAAACUACAUUGAAAUGCAUGGACUGUACACAGAAGGUAUUUAUCGAAAGUCUGGUUCAACUAAUAAAAUCAAGGAGCUUCGACAAGGUCUAGAUACAGAUGCUGAGAAUGUAAACCUCGAUGACUAUAACAUACAUGUCAUUGCGAGUGUAUUCAAACAGUGGCUUCGUGAUUUACCCAAUCCACUCAUGACCUUUGAACUCUAUGAGGAAUUUCUUCGAGCUAUGGGCCUUCAGGAGAGGAAAGAGACAAUCCGUGGUGUAUACUCUGUCAUUGACCAGCUCUCCCGAACUCAUCUCAAUACACUGGAACGCCUCAUCUUUCAUCUGGUCAGGAUUGCUCUACAGGAAGACACUAAUCGAAUGUCUGCUAAUGCUUUGGCCAUUGUGUUUGCACCCUGCAUUCUCCGCUGCCCUGACACCAUCGACCCACUGCAAAGUGUGCAGGACAUCAGUAAGACUACCACCUGUGUGGAGCUUAUUGUUGUGGAACAAAUGAAUAAAUAUAAGGCUCGUCUCAAAGACAUUAGUAGCCUGGAAUUUGCUGAGAAUAAAGCAAAGACCAGGCUAUCACUGAUUCGUAGAUCAAUGGGCAAGGGGCGUCUUCGUCGAGGAAACUAUCCAUGUCCAGUCUCUCCUGCUGUGGUUCGGUUGCCCUCCAUGUCUGAUGUCACAGAAGAGACCUUGACUAGUGAGGCGGCCCUGGAUACUGACAUCACGGAGCAGCAGCAGGCAGCUAUGCAGCAGGAGGAGAGAGUCCUGACCGAGCAGAUUGAGAAUCUGCAGAAAGAGAAGGAAGAAUUAACAUUUGAGAUGCUUGUCCUGGAACCACGUGCCUCUGAUGAUGAAACCCUUGAGUCUGAGGCCUCCAUAGGGACUGCUGAUAGCUCAGAAAAUUUGAAUAUUGAGUCUGAAGGUGCCAUCUCUGAGAAAUCAGAGAGAAGCUUAGCCCUUAUCUCUGCGAAAGCAGCUGGCAAGUCUGAACCUUCAAGCAAGUUGCGGAAGCAGCUCAAAAAGCAGCAAGGCUCACUGGAUUCAGUGGACUCCUCAGUCUCUUCUUUAUGUUCAUCUGGCACUGCAUCUUCUCAGGGGACCAGAAGACGAUUUCAGAUUUACUCCAAAUCUCCUUUCUACCGAGCUUCCUCAGCUGGUGAGGCCCUCGGGAUGGAGGGGCCAUCCGGCCAGACCAAAUCCCUAGAAGACAAGCCUCAGUUCAUCAGCAGAGGAACCUUCAACCCUGAAAAGGGAAAGCAAAAAUUAAAGAAUGUGAAAAACUCACCUCAGAAAACCAAAGAGACCCCAGAGGGGAUCGUUGUGUCUGGCCGCAGGAAAACUGUGGACCCAGACUGCAGCUCGGCCCAACAGCUCGCUCUCUUUGGGAAUAAUGAGUUUAUGGUCUGA
This is a messenger RNA of Rangifer tarandus platyrhynchus (Svalbard reindeer), 7893 nucleotides long. The record is from the annotation of a GenBank genome assembly. Lineage: Eukaryota; Metazoa; Chordata; Mammalia; Artiodactyla; Cervidae.